GCUCAGAGAGAAAGGAAAACUGGUUAUUUUAACAUUUACUCUGAUAAGGCUUUAGAUACAGACAAACAGGACCCUGUGCAUUCCUGGUUUUGUAAAAGGACAGCAAAACCAAAGUAGCAUUACUGAACACUCGUAUGCAUUCUAAAAUCCUCUAACUCACAAUUAUACGUGAUAUAUGUAAGUUCAGUGUGGUUGGAAAGUGAAAAACGAACAAGCUAGCAAGUCAAGACCAAUCCACGACUGUCAGCCCUGAGGCAGCUGUAGUCCCUCCCCGGGCCAGAGCGAGCAGAGGGAGCCUGUGCUGCUAAAUGCUUCAGCCUCAAAGGGACGAUGGUGGAGGGCUGAUAAAGAUGGCGGCGCUCUCCGAGGAUGGGAGGUAUGGAUUAAAUUGUGGCCAACAGAGCGCAGACAGAGUCACAGUAUUGCACGUCAAAUUGACCGAGACUGCACUGAGAGCGAUAGAGAGCCACCAAAAGUGUAAGAAUGUAUCUUCUUUGCGGCCGACGAUACAGUUCAAGGGGCUCCAAGGGCGUAUCAAGAUUCCCAAGAAAGAUUCCUCCUCCGACACCUUCCACAAUUUUGACUUCUAUCUAUCUAAUGUGGGCAAGGACAACCCUCAGGGAAGCUUUGAGUGCAUCCAUCAGUAUGUGUCAAGCUCAGGGGCCUCACACCUGGCAUUGUUGGCGACAGUACAGGACAAGGUCACCGUGUGUGCCACUAAUGACUCUUACCAGGUGACCCGGGAACGCAUGACCCAGGCCGCAGAGGACACACGUGAACGUGGGACCAAAGUCAUCAAGCCCGGGGGCCAGUACAGAGGAAAGCAAGUCCAUAUCCGUAAGCCUGCGCUCUCGACCCCAGAGGUGGUCCCAGAACGCAAGCGCUCCAUGCCCAUCAACCCAGCCAACACUAUUCGUAAGUGCCUUUCUAAUAACCCUGUGUCCCAGCGACCUUUCCGGGACCGCAUCAUCCACCUGCUGGCGCUGAGGUCCUACAAGAAGCUGGAAGUGCUUGCCCGUUUGCAGAGGGAUGGUAUCAACCAGAAGGACCGAAACUCACUGGGGACCACACUGCAACAGGUGGCAACCCUGAACCCCAAAGACAACACAUACUCAUUGAAGGACUUUAUGUAUCGUGAUGUCCAGCGAGACUGGCCUGGCUACUCGGAGGAUGAGAAGUCCCAGGUUGAGCGGAUCCUCGCUCGCAAAUUAGGUCUUCCAGCUGAGACCCUCUCUUCAAGCAGUUCUCCCAAAGAUAGUGUCCCCACAUCCCCGCAGCGCCAGCCAGACUUUGACUUCAUCGAUCCUUUGGCUCCUAAGAAAGCCCGCAUCUCCCACCUCAGCAGUCGAGGGCCAGCCGCAACUUCGUCCUCCUCCUCCUCCUCUGAUCGCCGUGAGGAUGAGGGCAGCCCCAGCUCUAAACGCUCAUCCCUACCCUGCAACAUCACCUCGGGCCCUCCCACCCAUCUCCCCAUCUCGUCCCACCCCCCCAUCUCGUCCCACCCCCCUGCCCCUUCUCACCAGCAGCCUAGUCCAGCCUCCAACUCCAACUCACCCAGCACCCCGGAGGGCUGUGGCACCCAAGACCUGCCCGUGGACCAGAGUUCCUCCUGCAGAGACCCAUCACCCGGCCCUCUCUCCUCCGAUAGAACCCUGCAGGACCGCUAUCGGAACCCUGUCCCCGUCUCCAGACCAGCUGCCUCCCCCAGCCCUCCUCAUCCUCCUCCUCCUCCUCCUCCUCCUCGCACCUCACUCACAGUUACCUCCAGUGUCAUCACCAGCCCUUCUUUGCUCAGUGUUACCAACAAGAAAUUUAAAAAGAAAUCUAAGAAGCACAGAGAGAAGGACCGGGAGAAGGAGAGAGGGAAAUGGACGGAAAGAGGCAGCACAAGUUCUCCCAAUGUAGCAGAGCAGGCUGAAGAGACUCGUAGAGCCAAAAAGAGGCGCAGUGCUGAGGAAGAGAGCAGAGAAGGCAUCAACAGGAAUCCUCACAAAGACCAAGACUCUUCUGAUAAAGAGAAGCCAGUCCAAUCAACUGAGUUCUCCUCCACAAAUGAGAUGCCUGACUAUGUAGUGAAGUACAUACCGUUGGUGUCCGUGGACCAGCGACAAAGCUACAAGGAUGACUUCAAUGCAGAGUAUGAUGAGUAUCGCCUGCUACACGCCCGUGUGGAGAACGUCACCCGCCGCUUCACCCAGCUGGAUGCCCAGUGCCGGAAGCUGGCACCUGGUUCCAAAGAAUACCAGAAGGUGCAAGAAGAAGUCUUGAAAGAGUACAAAAAGAUGAAGCAACACAGCCCCAACUACCAUGAGGAGAAGCAGCGCUGCGAGUACCUGCACAACAAGUUGGCCCACAUCAAGCGGCUAAUAGCUGAUUUUGACCAGCGCAGAUCCCAGGCCUGGUGCUGAGAGCACAGCAGACGACAUGUUCACUCAUCAGUAUUGAGAACAGUGUCGAAUCAGGAGGGGAUGUCCAACUGGCUGUUAUUUAACGCCCCUUCAGUUACUGCCUCCACAGCAACCCCACACCCCCCACUUCUCUCCCUUCCAUUUUCCUUCUCCCAUCAUCCUUCUUCAUUCCUCCCUUCUUUUCCAAUCUUUGAUUCCACUGGCUUCAUUGUUGCCUGAAAAUCUCACUUGGACAUUACCUCCCCCUGUCCUUUGCUUUCUCUCUAUUUUUUAUUUUUAUUUUUUUCUCAAAGAGCUCCUGUGGACCUUCAUGCCACUGGACCAGUGGAAGGGGCUGCCUGCAUGUGUGAAGGGGUUUGGGGAAACACUUCAAUUCUUCUAACCUUUGAAGUACUUUAUCUUCAGGCAAAUAAAAAGAACAAAAAAAGUAUUUUUGAGCAUCACAGAAAAUAUUAACAAUGUAUUUAAGUUAAAAAAAAAAAGAGGGAGAUCUAUUUAUUUUGGGACUCGUAGUGUGAAAGAAGAGUCUGCAGAUGAUAUAUUGUUAAACUUUUGUUGAAAACAGUACAAAAAAAAUUUACCGCGGGCCUUAUGUGUUUUGACAUUGUGAUGCCAUUUUGCACGCAAGAUCCAUUAUGUUGUCUUAAUUGGCAAAGGUGACCCUCCUGCCUCAUUUCCUCUCCUUUCAUAAAAACUGAACUGGAUAACCUUCAGUUGGUUGCUGACUUAGAGGCUGAGCAGGAAGGAAAUGAGAUGUGCAGGAGAGAUCACGAGCUGAUUGAGAAGCAACAACUGUAUGUGUGCAUGGAUUAUAAAUUUAGUCGUAAUGGCUACAUGGGUGGGGGGGAGUAACUAAAGGAGUAUGACCCCCUCUUAACAGGGGGGCAGUAUUCCCCGCACAGUGUUUAGUGUUCACGGUGCAUAAUGGGUGCCUUAAGGUGUUUACACUCGGAAACGCCGUGUUGGGCCGACCCUUAGGGUCCACAGGCUAUACAAAGGAACUAUAAACUGCCUGGAAACAGGUUGUGUGUGUGCGUGUGUGUAUGUCUGAGUGCUGGAGGAAGGAAGGGAUGUCAAGUCUGGAUGGAGUGUUACAAAAUUGUAUGAGUGUGUGUGUGUGUGUCCGUAUGGUCAUGCAUUAUGUGGAGUGACAGGUGAAAGACUGAGGAAAAAAAAAUAAAAAUGUGGAUAAAAAAGUGAGAAACAUGAAAAACCAACAAAAAAAAGCUGCUAUAGUGUUUGACCAGCCAGAGCACUCAGGAUCAACCUGGCUGAAUUAAACAGUACCUGAUGUUAAUUGAAGAGAUAUAGAAGAUCCUUAUUUUCCAGAAUGGUUCACAUCUUGACCCUGGAAACGACUGCGCCCACCUCUUCAACUUUAUCCUGCGGCAAACAGUCUGCUUUUCUGUUUCAGAAAGAAGCCAAAACUUGUCGUCCGUCAGAGGACAAGUCUGUAUUACGAUGUCAAAUGUCUUGAUUCUCAGUUUGAGCCGUGCAGAGCAGUCAAAGAUUUCAGAGUAGCUUUUUUUUUUUUUUUUUCCCCCAACGCUGAUACCAAUUUAUUUCGAUGAAUGAAUGGCUUCUAUGAAAGAAAAAAAAGUCUUUAUUUCAACAAGGGAAAAACUGUUUACAAACCUGUGUUAGAAUGUUUGCCAAAAAUUAAAUGCUUUUUGGUACUGCAUCCAUGGAGUACAAUUUGUGAUUGGGGCUUAAUUUCUCAUUCAGUGAGGGGGGGGGGAGCAAAACAACAUUACAUUUGGGGAUGUGAAGGAACUGUCAGUGGCCACUUCAUUAGGUACACCCUGUCCAGUCUAAUGGAGUCCAAUACGACAUUACAAUAGUUUUGGUAAUGUGCAAAUAUAGAUUCGCAUGUAUUACUACUAAGGUCAUAGUUAAAAGUACAGGAUUGCACACAUAUUUAGAGGUGUUUUUGGCCUUCCCAUACACAUACAUGAAGGGUGCAGAAUAUUAUAAACACCCCUCAUUGUGGUUCAGUCCAGCACAGCCUCAUAGCUAACUACAACCUUAAUGCGAUUGAUUCCUCUGCAGCAGCGUCGAUAAAGGCUUGACGUGCAUCAACAGUUGUAUUGGCUUGUAUCAGAUUGUACAGGUGUACCUAACAAAGAGGACACUGAGCGUACACUGAGCUACAGUUGACGUCUAGAAGACUGUCCUGUAUCGGCAACUUAAAUGGACAUUCAAGUAAAUAUUGGCCCAUUCUGUUUCCCAUAUAUUUUGGUUUUGGCACUCUGUGAAAUAGUCAGGUUCUGCAGCAAACUGGCUGUUUUGUUCAGCUGUCUGAAUCAAUUUAACAUAAUUACAAACUCUGCUUAACUUGUCUCUCUAGUUAUUUUGGACAGAAAAUCAGCACUUCUAUAUUGGAUGUGCCACAACAGCAGAUACAUAACGUCCAUAACAGAUGAGGUUCUGCUUGUGGUCUACAUUGAGUAAGGAUGUGGGUUUACAGGCUCAGCCUUUUGCUCUGUAUUUCCCUUGUUGUGGUCACUUCCCAUUUGAAACAUCACAAACGGCCACGUCAACAAGUUUGUAAGACCAGGGCCUCACCUGCAGCCUUCAAGGUGUUAGCCAUCAUUUCUGUCCUCUUCUCAACCUUGUUGCUCUUUAUUUAAAAAAUAAAACAAAAAAACAAAAACAGAUUUGCUUCAGUUGGAUCAGAUCAGCAUAAUUUAGCGUUAUGUGACUCUGUGGUGGGACGAAGGAGGGAAGUGGUUUGAUUAAGAGUCUUAAUGAGGAAGUGGCAAAGGUUAAAAAAUAAAUAAAUUCCCUGGCAGUGUUUUGAUAAGAGACACCACUGAAAAUCAAGUGUGAAUUCAGAUCCUGCCUAUGUGAACAUGUAAGACAUUUCAAUAAAAAUCAGCUUAGUUUUACCUGGAAA
Messenger RNA from Scatophagus argus, 5304 nucleotides. RefSeq names its product elongation factor for RNA polymerase II 2 (gene ell2). Bases 309 to 2408 code for a protein of 699 amino acids. Gene Ontology annotation, biological process: positive regulation of transcription elongation by RNA polymerase II; snRNA transcription by RNA polymerase II; transcription elongation by RNA polymerase II. Lineage: Eukaryota; Metazoa; Chordata; Actinopteri; Scatophagidae. The record is from RefSeq and is a predicted model, not a curated record. Gene Ontology annotation, cellular component: transcription elongation factor complex. Gene Ontology annotation, molecular function: cis-regulatory region sequence-specific DNA binding. The transcript is spliced from 12 exons.